This is a messenger RNA of Vombatus ursinus (common wombat), 948 nucleotides long. RefSeq names its product olfactory receptor 11A1-like. NCBI's taxonomy places the organism in Eukaryota, Metazoa, Chordata, Mammalia, Diprotodontia, Vombatidae. The transcript has a single exon. The record is from RefSeq and is a predicted model, not a curated record. Gene Ontology annotation, molecular function: G protein-coupled receptor activity; olfactory receptor activity. Gene Ontology annotation, cellular component: membrane. Bases 1 to 948 code for a protein of 315 amino acids. Gene Ontology annotation, biological process: G protein-coupled receptor signaling pathway.
AUGGUCCAUCCUCCCUGGGAGAAUCAAACAGCCACUGUGGAAUUUGUGCUCCUGGGAUUCUCAACUGUUUGGCAGCUGAAUCUCGCCCUGUUCACCACCUUUUUAGCUGCAUACAUCUUCACUGUCACUGGGAACACACUCAUUGUCCUCCUUGUUGUGCUCGACCAUCAUCUUCACACCCCCAUGUACUUUUUCCUGGUAAACCUUUCCUUCCUGGAGAUCGGGUAUACCUCGAACAUUGUCCCGAAGAUGUUGGCAAGCCUCUCUGCUGGGCAGAACACCAUAUCGGUGGCCAGCUGCCUCACACAGUUUUAUUUCUUUGGAUCCCUGGCAGCCACAGAGUGUCUUUUGCUGGCAGCAAUGUCCUACGACCGCUACGUAGCAAUCUGCCGGCCUCUUCACUAUACCAUCCUCAUGAAUGGCCAGGUGUGCAUUGUUCUGGCUGCCAGCUCCUGGGUCAGCUGCUUCCUCCUCACAGCAUUAACCAUCAUACUCCUGUCCAGGCUGACCUUCUGUGGACCCAAUGAAAUCGAUCAUUUCUUUUGUGACUUUACUCCCCAUGUCCAACUCUCUUGCACAGACACCUCACUGAUGGAAACCACUGCCUUUGCCACCUCUUCUGCUGUGACGCUGGUCCCUUUUCUCCUAAUCACAGCUUCCUACUCCUGCAUCCUCACUAUCCUGAGAAUCCCCUCCAAUGCUGGCCGUCGCAAGGCCUUCUCCACCUGCUCCUCACACUUCACUGUGGUCACCAUGUUCUAUGGGACACUAAUCGCCACAUAUCUUGCACCCUCGGCCCACCCAUCCCAGUUUCUCCGAAAAGUGUUUUCUCUGUUGUACACCAUCCUGACACCCAUGUUCAAUCCCAGCAUCUAUAGCCUAAGGAACAGAGACAUCCAUGAGGCCCUGAAGAGAUAUUUGAGCAGAAAGACAGUUCUUCUCCAAUGA